Aspergillus welwitschiae is the source of this 4577-nucleotide messenger RNA. RefSeq lists its product as uncharacterized. The transcript has 5 exons. The record is from RefSeq and is a predicted model, not a curated record. Gene Ontology annotation, biological process: nucleoside metabolic process. Gene Ontology annotation, molecular function: catalytic activity. Lineage: Eukaryota; Fungi; Ascomycota; Eurotiomycetes; Eurotiales; Aspergillaceae. The coding region runs from base 1 to 4338 and encodes 1445 amino acids.
AUGUGCAGAAACAAGCUCUGGAUGCCUCUGCGGCUGACCAGGGCCCCUACCCCUCCGCCAGCGCUCGCCUGUCCGACCAGCCCUCGGCGGGCCUGGAGCGCUCGAUGGAUUUCCGCUCCCCAGGAGCCAUCAACCUCCGUGAGGUCUUCGACGUGGGCUACGCCAUCCAUCGCCAGGAAGAAGAGAACAAACGUCGUAAAAAUUACCGGAAUCACCCUGGGGCAAAUUCCACUGCACUCUCAGUCUGUUCUCAAUUCACUUAACGAAGACUACAAUGAUGGAUACGAUGGCGGGAUCACGUAUCAACCGAUUGACCAUGACGAAUAUCCCCCGUCCAAACCCCAGAAUCAGUCGAAAGAGGUAUCGGCAAUGGAAGCAAAAUUACGGUACAUCAAUUUGGGUGCCCCCGGCCAUCCUGGUCAGGCGCGGAGAGCUCUCCAGCCCCGGCAGCAGCAGGGCUACGGCCAACACAGUGCCAAAGUCACUGCGGCAGCGGGACAGAGGAUUUCCAGCGGGGGUAGGGAGACUUUCGAACUCAGUUUGGACAACGCGGCGUUGCUCCAAAAGAGAAAUGACAAAUCUCAUGGUGUCCACUCAACUAUCUCGCGAAUACCACAGGGCUACCUAGAAGAACUUGCGAAUGAAGUGAUAUAUGCCGUUCGACCCUACAAGUUGGGCAGUGGUGUGGUUGAGCACAUUCAUAAAAUACUUCCAGACCUCUUGGAAACGUUUGCGCUUGGUUUAGGUCAAUUUUCGUCCAUCCAGGCCUACCGUGACGUGAUGGCUUUUAUCCAUGAGUAUCGAUGGGAUAUCGCUACUACGUUCCAGGAACGCUUGGCCGAUAACACAGUGGACCAACCUUAUCGAGACGUGGCAAGACUGACUCUAGACGAUGCUAUGGAUCUCCGGCAUGGAAGGACCGAUGGUCUGGCGCCUAGAUCACAACCGCUUGUUGCGAGAAACACUGACCAAAAAGAGUGCCUUGUUAUGAAUAUCGCAGCGGACGAUGAAGCUGAAGCGAACGAGCUGCCUGGGAUCGAGUUUUAUGGGGCUAUUAUCCGGAGAACAUCUGCAUACACUUCGCUAUUGAACAAUAUUCGUCGAGAGUGCCUUUUCGCCCCUUCUGAGCCGGACCUUUUGGGAAAAAUUCGGAAAUUUAUACUGGGAUCCCUCCCAGUAUCACCCUGCAUCAAUGAACAAAAGCCAGCGGAAGUUUUCGACAUCAGUUUCAGAAUCAGGUGGGACCCGCUCAAAUUCAUGCUAGACGAACAUUACGAAGACGAUCCAGAGGAGGCAAUUGAAUAUGUCAUUACAUUGACCGGCUCUGCCAUGUCGGCACAGGCGAUGACUUGCGGGGAGUACUUACGUCAAGUUUGGCCAUCAACAGGCCCGAGUGUGAUAAAGCUUAUGAAAGCCCUCGUGUCUGAGGAGAGGAAGGGCUCCGACGUUUUAGCUGAUGGCACUCAACUUGCCUUUUCGAGCCGUCCGUCCAUAGAACAGGCUUCGUCAUUUGAUGUCUGGGUUGAUGCUCGAGGGACUGCGCCCAUUCUUGCUGAGAUUGGAGAGCAGGUUGCGUGGCUUGCAUCCGCGCUACGGUCCUCUUCCCUCAGUCCGGGCACCGUUGCCUACAACAGACCCUUCAUCAAAUUCGUGAAGAUCAGCCACCAAAAAGGCGAAGAGAAUAUGAAGACCACUUAUCUAUAUGAUAUUGGUGUUGAAGUAUACGAUGAGCCAGACCGCCGCGAGAUUGCGAAUGGUGAUUGCUGGCACAAAUUGUUCGGAUCGCCAGUUGUCGUAGAAGGGUUCCCGAUACGACGGAGGGUGGAACAACAUUCAAAAGGCCUUGAAAUCCCGCUAGAAAUGAUGGCGUCACUCGCAGGCACGCGCAAGAUCAAUUACUUCGACGGGAGAGUUAUUCUGAAAGGCUUUUCAACUAUGCUGGUCCCUGCAAAAUGCAGCCAAAGUUCAGUCACAUGGCAUCUUCUGUACCAGAAAAAUGGGGACCAUAUUUCUUAUCUCAAAAGCGAGCAGCUUCCCCGUCUCGAUCUCAAUAUUCAACAGCUAGAAAAAGCGCGACACUUUUUGGGGUGGUGUCCGGCUGCACGGAUGUACGCGGGCGAAGCUGAUGCUAGCUAUAACAUCAGGAACUCGAGGCUCCCCCGUCCCUCAGGAGACUGUAUUCUGAGCAACGCAUCACUCUCUGCUUCGUAUGGAAUUAUUGGAAGUUCAGCUUUUAGGAUUGGGCGUAAAGAUAUCAAGCUCCCGCGCAACUCGUACGUUAAGAAGAUAAGAUGGAUAUCGGAGAAAUAUACAAUUCUCUGGGAAAUUACAGAAAAGCGAGGUUGGCUUGUUAAUGGAGCCGCCGCCUUGCUUCACCUUGUUCAUACGUCUCUACGGCAGGACGACCUCAGCAACGCUAGUCUGUUGUGUCUAUACAAUGAGGGAACCCAGAGAACAUCUGCUUCUCACCGAUCUGAUUCCGCCCUUAGUGUGCUCUUGAGUCAACCACACCUUGAACUGCCUGUUUACCCAGGGGAUGAUCAGCACACAUUGAAGGACCUUAUAGAGGACUUAUAUGAUUACCUGGAAAGAGCGAUCACAUACCAGGUGAAAGCGAUCGGUCCAGAUGGCAACACUUAUAAGCAGCCGAGGUCAGCAUUGGAUGGUUGGGAUUUCACUGAUAUGGCUCUAGAGCGAGAUCCCAUAUAUCCACGGCGAGCAUACCUGGAAGAAGAUGGUCGGUCCUGGGUCGACUUCGCUCGCUCCAUACACGCAAUCAUCCUAUUUGGCAGAGGGUUCGAUGAAAUCAUUCAGCCUGCUGAUGCAUACUGCCCUUCAUGGGCGACACUGCCACAUGGAAAAUCGUAUCUCGGUGCUGCAGUUGCGGACCUUUACAAGAUAAUGGAGCAAUAUGGAGACUAUGACACCCGACCAAUGCGACUUUGUCACGACACAUUCUGGGCGGUGACCAACGAGAAGUUCAGUCAGUGCUCAUGUGGCAUGCAAACUGAAACUGAAAUCCCUAAGCACUCGGAUUUUGUCCAAGUUCUGCUUCCUUCAAUCAUGCGGCACGAACUCCCCAGCCACGUUCUUGUGCGCCCGGAACCUCCAGGUGCGGUCAUCUUCGGCCAAAGCGCCAGGGACCGAUGGUACUGGGGCAACUUUGGACCUCCCGCAAAGGCAGUCACUCUGAUCAGCAAUGACUCAUACCAAGCUUACUCCGAUUUUGAAGAUAAUACAUUUGCAACAACUCUUUGUUCAACAGGACCCAAGGAAAGUGAAGACUCGGUAUCUGAUUUGUAUCAGCCGGACGUAGAACGGUACAUAAAACAAUCGCGUACAACAUCCGGUCAAAGGAAUGACUUUGUCUUUGCGGCCAGCAGAAAGUACGAGACAAGGCAUAUCCGUUAUGCAGAUGACUACAAGUUGGGCAUUAUAUGCGCCCUCCAUAUUGAGCUCAUGGCAGUACGUGCUCUGUUUGACGAAACGCAUGAGAACCUGCCUAUUUCUGAGAACGAUGACAACUACUAUGCGCUGGGAUCCAUCGCGAAGCAUAAUGUUGUUGCUGCAUGUCUUCCCUUAGGCACCUACGGCACAAACCCUGCUGCAAUUGUCGCAACCCAUAUGAAGCGCAGUUUCCCUGCUUUGAGAUUCUGCCUUCUGGUUGGUAUCGGAGCUGGAGUACCUUCUGAGAAGUAUCAAAUACGCUUAGGUGACAUUGUAGUCAGCAAGGCUAGCGGCAGAUAUCCCGGCGUCCUGCCAUACGACAUGAUUAAAUGCCUCGAAUUUGGAGCAUCUGAGCUAAAUGGUUGCCUGAGCCCUCCCCCUGCGCACCUUAUGGCCCUGAUAAGUGAGCUUGAGUCAGACCCGGGUGGAUCCUCUACACUCCAGGAAUAUAUUCGGCAAAUUGAGGAGCGCCAGCCCCAGUAUAAAUACCCCGGAGCCAUCAAGGAUAGACUGUUUGCAUCUUCUUACAUGCAUAGUGGCGGCGACGAAUCUUGUGACCAGUGCAACCCACUGUGUGAAAUCCGACGACCCCCUCGAACACCAGCUUAUCCAAAAGUGCACUAUGGCUUAAUUGCAUCUGGGAACAAACUCAUCAGAUCGGCCGAAAAGCGGGAUAUGUUAGGGCGGGAGCACAAUGUACUGUGCUUUGAGAUGGAAGGCGCGGGGAUCGUGAACAGCUUCCCCUGCCUAGUCAUUCGGGGGAUCUGUGACUAUGCUGAUUCCCACAAAAACAAAAUCUGGCAGAAAUAUGCUGCUGCGGUUGCCGCGGCAUAUGCGAAAUUACUGCUCUCUCGACUGAGGGCGUCAGACAGCGUUCCUCCAAACUUUUGAGAUUGGUGGAAGUCGGCAUUGGUAUAAGUGGUCCAUACAAACAGGGUGGGAAGGUAGUUGGGACAUGUUUGGAAUCCGAGUCGGGGGACGAUGUUGGCAGGGUAUUGAAUUUUCGCUUGGGAAUGCAGCGUCCUUCCGAAAUCCACGUUUCGCAGCUAAAACAUAACUCAACCAGAGAUUGAGCCACAUAUAUCUUCGCAUAACUCAAGAAAUAAUGAAACCCAAACGUCCAAGAUCGC